Messenger RNA from Aspergillus homomorphus CBS 101889, 486 nucleotides. RefSeq lists its product as uncharacterized. The transcript has 2 exons. The record is from RefSeq and is a predicted model, not a curated record. Lineage: Eukaryota; Fungi; Ascomycota; Eurotiomycetes; Eurotiales; Aspergillaceae. Bases 1 to 486 code for a protein of 161 amino acids.
AUGAGAUCAGCUUCACGCUGGAACUCAGCUCAACAGCUCUCCGACAUAGUCCGACUCUCAUCCUCACUCAGCAACAAGUCUUACAUCUGCCGCAACCAUGAAGUUUUCUCUCGCCUUCACUAUCCUGGCCAUCGCCGGCAUUGCCUCGGUCGUCCCAGCCCCCAAGCCCAACACCCAGUCGCUGAAGAACCAAGUCAAGGGCGUCGCCGCGCAGACCACAUCCACCACAAGCGAGAGCACAGCACAGUGGACCAAUCGCAAGGUAUCGCCCCGGUGCUGUGCUACGGCUCCCUAACCACUUCGCUGGAUCUGCUCCUGGAUCACAUCCUCGCCGACCUGGACAUCAACGCGGGCAGCAUUGUCGGCUCCGUUGGCCUUCUUUGCAAGCUUUACGAUAGCACCUGCACCUCGACGCCGCAGUGUUGCUCUGAGGUGAAUCUCCUAGUAAGUUCCACCCCUCCUGUUCAGACCAAGAUGAAAUACUAA